AUGGCGCCGAUCUCCAGAGCCACGGCAAUCCUUGUGAUGGCUGUCGUCGUCGCCGUGCUCGCCGCCGCGGCUAACGCCCAGGCCCCCGCCCCAGCACCUGCCAUCAGUGAUGGAACAAGUGUAGACCAGGGAAUCGCCUACGUCCUGAUGCUGGUGGCGCUAGUCCUCACCUACCUCAUCCACCCAUUGGACGCCUCCUCCGCCUACAAGCUCUUUUAA
Molecule: messenger RNA, 219 nt
Organism: Miscanthus lutarioriparius
Lineage: Eukaryota; Viridiplantae; Streptophyta; Magnoliopsida; Poales; Poaceae
Source: the annotation of a GenBank genome assembly